UCUGUAUGAUGACAUUAACUCUAUCCGGUCUGUCGCUUGUCGCGCUGCGUCUUCAUAUGGAAAUGUUGCGCGCAAACGAGGCGCGCGUCUCCACGAGCCUCAUGCCUUUGUGGGCACCUACCGGAGCGCGUGAGCUGUGAAUGAAUGUGACCCAAAGAUGAAUCUCUCCUCGGUGAACUCCUCUUCUUGGAAAGCGGAGUCGGUGGUCGUUUCUUUGGGCUUUUCGGUCAUUUUCCUGGUCGGCACGGUGGGGAACUCUCUGGUCCUCGCGGUUCUGUUCCGUAACGGACAGAUGAACACCAAAACCACCAACAUGUUCAUCCUCAACCUCGGGAUCGCGGAUCUGUGUUUCAUCGUUUUCUGUGUGCCCUUCCAGGCCACCAUCUACACCCUGGACCAGUGGGUGUUUGGACCGCUGCUCUGUAAAGUCGUGCACUUCGUCAUUUUUCUCACCAUGUACGCGAGCAUCUUCACCCUGACGGCCGUGUCCCUGGACAGGUGAGCGCGUGCAACACGCUUCAUGAAGUUCACACAAUCUGCACAAAAACAGCAAAACACGUGUUAGUGUGAACACU
Plectropomus leopardus (leopard coralgrouper) is the source of this 575-nucleotide messenger RNA. The record is from RefSeq and is a predicted model, not a curated record. NCBI's taxonomy places the organism in Eukaryota, Metazoa, Chordata, Actinopteri, Perciformes, Serranidae.